Molecule: messenger RNA, 1824 nt
Organism: Mucor mucedo
Lineage: Eukaryota; Fungi; Mucoromycota; Mucoromycetes; Mucorales; Mucoraceae
Product: DNA topoisomerase
Exons: 3
Coding region: 1-1824 (607 amino acids)
Biological process (GO): DNA topological change
Cellular component (GO): nucleus
Molecular function (GO): DNA binding; DNA topoisomerase type I (single strand cut, ATP-independent) activity
Source: RefSeq, a predicted model, not a curated record
AUGGAACUUACUUUUGAUGGACCCAUUAACAAAGACUGGAACAAUUAUGCUAUCGACGAUUUGUUCCAUACACCUGUCACAAAAACCAUUUCUGGCUACCACGUUCCCAUUGCCGACAACAUUAAACAACAAGUCAGACGAGCCGAUGUUUUGUUUAUCUGGACCGAUUGCGAUCGAGAAGGUGAGGCUAUUGGAGGCGAUGUUGCUGAUUUGUGUCGACAUGUCAAACCAAAUAUUCAAGUCUGGAGAGCUCAUUUCUCUUCUAUGCAACCAGCCGCUAUCCACCGGGCCGCCCAAAACCAUGUGCCAUUGGAUAUGAAACAAGUCGAAGCGGUGAGAGCAAGAAGUGAACUUGAUUUACGAAUUGGUGCAGCAUUCACUCGUCUCCAAACAAUACAACUUCGUAGCCACUUUGAUCCAGCCGAUAGACCAGUUUUAAGUUACGGUAGUUGUCAGUUCCCUACACUUGGAUUUGUUGUGGAUAGAUAUCAAUUAGUAGAAAACUUUAUACCAGAGGAUUUUUGGAAAAUCACAAUGACACAUGAACAACAGAGAGAAGGAUCUGAUAAUCAACCUAUCAAGACAACAUUUAAUUGGAGAAGGAAACACCUUUUUGAUCAGUGGGAUUGUUUCAUUUUAUUCGAGAUUUGCUAUAACGUUAAAAUUGCUACAGUCACCAAAGUUCAAUCCAAGCAGACAUCCAAAUGGAAGCCAUUGCCUUUAACUACAGUUGAAAUGCAAAAGGUAGCUUGUCGGGUGUUGGGUUUAUCUGGUUCUCAUAUUAUGACGAUUGCUGAGGAUCUUUAUACAAGAGGUCUCAUUAGUUAUCCAAGAACAGAAACCGAUCAAUUUGAACGUGGAUUUGAUUUUAUGACACUGAUAGGUCAUCAAACUCAAGAUCGAAAUUGGGGAGAAUAUGCUCAAAUGCUACGAGACGGUGAGUUUGAACAGCCUAGAUUUGGUACAAACAAUGAUAAAGCACAUCCACCUAUCCAUCCCACAGCUUAUGAUGUAACAUUGACUGGCGAUCAUAAACGAGUCUAUGAAUUUAUUGUUCGUCGAUUCCUUGGUUGUUGCUGGAAAAAUGCUAUUGGACAUGAAACCACAGUAGAAGUCAAGAUGGAUACUGAAUUUUUUGAUGCCAAAGGAUUGGUUAUCUUAGAGAAGAACUAUUUAGAAGUCUAUACAUACGAUAAAUGGAGUGGUAACGAGAUUCCUGAAUUUCAUGAAGGCGAUCAAUUUGUACCGGAUUCUUUAAAUAUGGAGGCAGGAAAAACUACCGCUCCCAAAUUUCUGACAGAAUCCGACUUAAUUGGUUUGAUGGAAAAGAAUGAGAUUGGCACAGAUGCAACCAUUGCUGAACAUAUCCAAAAGGUCAUUGACCGCAAGUAUGUUUACAAGGAAGGUACGUACUUUAAACCGUUGACGUUGGGUACUGCGCUUGUUCUUGGGUACAAUCAGGUUGGACUGGAAGCUAGUUUAAGUAAGCCGCAACUUCGUAGAAGCAUGGAGGCAGAUCUUAAGGAGAUCUGCAAUGGAAAUAAGACAUUUGAGCAGGUGAGACGGAACUCUUUGGCACAAUACCGUGAAAUGUUUGAUAUUUUGAAAGUCAAUUUCUCGAGGAUUGAACAAUCUAUGCGAACGAAUUUCAAUAUGCAAGAUGACAGAUCCCAUGGAGGCAGCGGGACUAGCCGAAACCAUGGAAACGGAAACAGAGGUGCAGGACGAGGAAGAGGAACUGAUUCUGCGCCUACAAGAGGAAGAGGAGGCACAAGAGCGAGAGCGAGAGGACGUGGAAGAGGUCAACGGGGUAGAGGAACAUGA